This is a messenger RNA of Callithrix jacchus (white-tufted-ear marmoset), 2486 nucleotides long. RefSeq names its product prolyl 3-hydroxylase family member 4 (inactive) (gene P3H4). Lineage: Eukaryota; Metazoa; Chordata; Mammalia; Primates; Cebidae. Gene Ontology annotation, molecular function: protein binding; collagen binding. The record is from RefSeq and is a predicted model, not a curated record. Gene Ontology annotation, biological process: collagen fibril organization; peptidyl-lysine hydroxylation. Gene Ontology annotation, cellular component: endoplasmic reticulum.
AUGGCUCGGGCGGCGUGGGGGCUGCUGUGGCUGUUGCUGGGCAGCGUCGGGGCGCAGUACGAGAAGUACAGCUUCCGGGGCUUCCCGCCCGAGGAUCUGAUGCCGCUGGCCGCCGCCUACGGGCACGCGCUGGAGCAGUACAAGGGCGAGAGCUGGCGCGAGAGCGCGCGCUACCUGGAGGCUGCGCUGCGGCUGCACCGGCUGCUGCGCGACAGCGAGGCCUUCUGCCACGCCAACUGCAGCGGGCCCGCGCCCGCGCCCACGCCUGGCCCCGACGGCGGCCGCGCGGACGAGUGGGCCCGUGAGCUGCGGCUCUUCGGCCGCGUCCUGGAGCGCGCCGCCUGCCUGCGGCGCUGCAAGCGGACGCUGCCCGCCUUCCAGGUGCCCUACCCGCCGCGGCAGCUGCUGCGCGACUUCCAGAGCCGCCUGCCCUAUCAGUACCUGCACUACGCGCUGUUCAAGGCUAACCGGCUGGAGAAGGCGGUGGCGGCGGCCUACACCUUCCUCCAGAGGAACCCGAAGCACGAGCUGACCGCCAAGUAUCUCAGCUACUACAGGGGGAUGGUCGACGUCGCCGACGAAUCCCUGACGGACCUAGAGGCCCAGCCCUACGAGGCCGUGUUUCUCCGGGCUGUGAAGCUCUACAACAGCGGGGAUUUCCGCAGCAGCACGGAGGACAUGGAGCGGGCCCUGGCAGAGUACCUGGCGGUCUUUGCCCGGUGUCUGGCCAGCUGUGAAGGGGCCCACGAGCAGGUGGACUUCAAGGACUUCUACCCGGCCAUAGCAGAUCUCUUUGCAGAGUCCCUGCAGUGCAAGGUGGACUGUGAGGCCAAUUUGACCCCCAAUGUGGGCGGCUUCUUCGUGGACAAGUUCGUGGCCACCAUGUACCACUACCUGCAGUUUGCCUACUACAAGUUGAAUGAUGUGCGCCAGGCUGCCCGCAGUGCCGCCAGCUACAUGCUCUUCGACCCCAAGGACAGCGUCAUGCAGCAGAACCUGGUGUAUUACCGCUUCCACCGGGCUCGCUGGGGCCUGGAAGAGGAGGACUUCCAGCCCCGGGAGGAGGCCAUGCUCUACCACAACCAGACCGCCGAGCUGCGGGAGCUGCUGGAGUUCACCCACAUGUACCUGCAGUCAGAUGAUGAGAUGGAACUGGAGGAGACAGAACCACCCCUCGAGCCGAAGGACGCCCCAUCUGACACCGAGUUUGAAGGGGAGGGUGACUACGAGGAGAGCAUCUAUGCUGACUGGUGGCAGGAGCCGGAUGCCAAGGGUGAUGAGGCUGAGGCUGAGCCAGAGCCUGAACUGGCAUGAGAAGGGGACAUCUCACACCCCUCGAGCUUGGGAACCCUGGGCCUGAUGGCCCCACCCUCACCAGCCUGAGCAGCAGCAAGACCUUUUUUUUUUUUUCCUGAACAUCUUAAAUUAAUAGCAAGAACUAUUUAUUAAAAACUUAAGAUGGAACCGGGCGCGGUGGCUCACGCCUGUAAUCCCAACACUUUGGGAGGCUGAGGCGGGCGGAUCACCUGAGGUCAGGAGUUCGAGACCAGCCUGACCAAUAUGGUGAAACCUCUUUAAAAAAAAAAAAAAAAAAAAACUUAAGAUGGGGCCGGGCACAGUGGCUCACACCUGUAAUCCCAGCACUUUGGGAGGCCAAGGCAGGUGGAUCAUGAGUUCAAGACCAACCUCGCCAAUAUGGUGAAACUCCAUCUCUUAUUAAAAAUAUAAAAAAUUAGCCAGGCGUGGUGGUGGGCGCCUGUAAUCCCAGCUACUCAGGAGGCUGAGGCAGAGAAUUGCUUGAACCUGGGAGGCAGAGGUUUCAGUGAGCUGAGACCAUGCCACUGCACUCCAGCCUGGGCAACAGAGGGAGACCCCAUCUCAAAAAAAAACAAGAUGGACCAGACACGGUGGCUCACACCUGUAAUCCCAGCACUUUGGGAGGCCAAGGUGGGUGGAUCACUUGAGGCCAGGAGUUCGACAGCCUGGCCAACAUGGUGAGAUGUCCCUUCUCUACUAAAAUACAAAAAUUAGCCAGGCAUGGUGGCAGAUGCCUGUAAUCCCAGCUACUCGGGAAGCUGAGGCCAGAGAAUCACUUAAACCUGGGAGGCAAAGGUUGCAAUGAGCUGAGAUCGUGCCACUGCACUCCAGCCUGGGCAACAGAGCAAUACUCUGUCUAAAAAAAAAAAAAAAGAUGGAUACACUGACCGGACCCCUGUCCUGCCCCACCCGUGAGCACUGCGCCCCAGACCCAUCCUGCCUCUUCUGUGUAUCUCUGGACCACAGGAUGGUGGUGGCAUUGCAGGUUGGCAAGUGGGCUGACGGGAUCUGCCCUCCUCACCGCUGAGCCCCUCACCUGGACAGUCUCCUGGACGAGAAGGUUCCAUCUGCUGACUGGAGUCUCAGACUGAAUUGCAGAGGGUCCUCCAGGGUCCUGAAGAGCACUGGACUAGGAGUCUAGUGGUUCAAUAAAUGUUUAUUGACCAGUA